AGCUUUCACUGUGCUUGGUCGAAGUACGGCUGAUGUGGAUCGAGGACGAAGCGCACCCGCCUUGCAUAGAGCGGCUAGAGUUGCUGUUUAUCCAAGCUUGGCGCACCAACGUGGAGGGAGAGCUCCUCACAUUCUUAUUCGGUGCAGUACGGCCUGACCAUCAGGAACUUACCACGCAAGAGCUCACGAUCCCGGUAGCGCAGCUGGCGGACGACCUCCCUCUUGACAUCAUCUCGCAAGACGACGAGCAUUCAGUUCCCCAUGUCCUUUCCCGCACCUUGACACCUCAUCUUUUGUGGUCGGCUUGCGUAGAUGGAGCCACGGAAUGCAUCCCGCCGUCGCAGCGACAACAUUUGGAUCCUCGGGCGAUUCGUGACCCUGCCUUCUUCAGGCAGCCUACGGCAGAGCAGCUUGCGGUCAUCCAAAAGGAGGAAGAGGAGGAAGAAAGCACUGAGAGUGACGACGGGGAAGACGAGUGGGAAGAAAGUGAGGAAGGCGACGAAGUACUCGGGGAAGAAGACGAAAUCCCCGAAGAAGGAAGCUAUAGCGAGCAUAGCGAGGGGGAGCAGAGUGAAGAAGAGGAAGAAGACGAAGAAGGAGAAGAAGGGCACAAAGAAGAAUCUGCUCGACCAGAGUGGGAAGCCGUGCCGGAAGAAGCGCUGCGCACAGGUACAGAGGCAGAAGAUCCCGAGGCGGCCCGUAAAAGGGAAGAGAUCACGGCCGGGAAAACGGAGUUAGAACUUGCAAGCGCGGAGAGUCUGCAGAUCUGCGACGACGCGAACCGAGAUCCAGAGCCGCCCCAACCUGAAGAUGGCAACCUCGCAGCCACGACUCUGGCCCCAUCGGCAAGGCGACAAAGCUGAUCCCCCCCCUCCCCAACCCGUCCUUCGGUUCGCCGACGCACCGAUACGGGCGAUCGGCCUUCGUCCCCAAUUA
This is a messenger RNA of Chara braunii, 936 nucleotides long. The record is from the annotation of a GenBank genome assembly. Lineage: Eukaryota; Viridiplantae; Streptophyta; Charophyceae; Charales; Characeae.